CCCUUGUUUGAACUUCUAUAAAUUUCAGAUUUUUUUUAGGGUUUGCUCUGAAAUUCAGAUUAUUUCCCUCUCUAGCCGUUUUGCUCUUUUCAGGUCUUCAGAUUCGAACCGUCAAUUGUAUUUUCUUCACUUGAAGAUCCCCUUCUUUGAGCACAUCAAUGGGUAUUUGUGAACAUUCAGCGCAAAAUUGAGAUCAAGAUUAUAGUAUUGAUUAAUUGUUGAUUAGGUUUCACAUUCCAUUUCAUUUGGAAAUAUCAGAAUGGAUGAUGGAGAACUUGAUGAUUUCUCAAACCAAGAAUUGUUCACAUGUGAAGAUAUUUGGGAUUUACCAAUAGAUUGUUCAAUGGAUAACUUCUUUGAUGAUAUUCUGAAGGAUAGUCAUGAAUGUACUCACACCCAUACUUGUAAUCCACCUGGUCCUGAUUUAUCACAUACACAUACUUGUUUACACAUUCAUACUAAAACUCUAUCUGCACCAAGUGAUGAGAAGAUUGUUGCAUCUGAUCACGAUACUUCUGAAUCCACUGAGAAGAAGUCUAUGAAAAGGCCUUUAAGUAAUCGCGAGGCAGUGCGAAAGUAUCGCGAGAAGAAGAAGGCUCGUGCUGCAUCUUUGGAGGAUGAAGUUGAAAAUCUUAGAGCUUUGAAUCAGCAGUUGAUGAAAAGGUUACAGAGACAAUCUGCACUAGAAGCUGAAGUUGUGAGGCUUAAAUGUUUGCUUGUGGAUAUUCGAGGGAGGAUUGAUGGAGAGAUUGGAUCUUUUCCUUAUCAAAAUGUUGCUUCAAAGAACAUUAAUCCAUGUAAUAAUCUGCAAUGUGAAGGAAAAGAAGCAGAUUUCAGUGGUGAAGGCUUGAACAGUUGUGAAUUUGGAAAUCUGCAGUGUUUUCAGAAAAAGAAUGGGAUAUCCAAAGACAUCUCAGUUGCAAGCAGAGAUGUUCAUGCUGCAAAGGCUAGUUGAAGAUCGAAACCUCAUAUAGUGCCUAUAACAUCUGUUUCAGAUCAUGUUGUGGUUAUCGAAAAAAGUUUUGCCAAUAACACCUGCUUUUCGAUGAUGUUGAGGUUAUCGUUACAAUUUUUUUUGUGGAAUUUCUAGAAACCUGUUUUUUGUUUUGUUAUGUGGAGCUUCCACAUGUUUUAGUUAUUUAUUUCUCACAUAGGACCCAUCUUGUGCUUCGAGAGGCAAAAGUGUAAUGGCUAUAUCAUGUUUGUGGUUUUGUCAAAUAAACUUAUGAAUUUGUUUUGGGUUUGAUCCAAAUUAUUAUCAUGAUUUUUUAAAACU
Impatiens glandulifera is the source of this 1276-nucleotide messenger RNA. Its product is annotated as basic leucine zipper 19-like. Bases 260 to 955 code for a protein of 231 amino acids. Gene Ontology annotation, molecular function: RNA polymerase II cis-regulatory region sequence-specific DNA binding; DNA-binding transcription factor activity, RNA polymerase II-specific. The record is from RefSeq and is a predicted model, not a curated record. Gene Ontology annotation, biological process: regulation of transcription by RNA polymerase II; DNA-templated transcription. NCBI's taxonomy places the organism in Eukaryota, Viridiplantae, Streptophyta, Magnoliopsida, Ericales, Balsaminaceae. The transcript is spliced from 3 exons.